Molecule: messenger RNA, 5200 nt
Organism: Acromyrmex echinatior (Panamanian leafcutter ant)
Lineage: Eukaryota; Metazoa; Arthropoda; Insecta; Hymenoptera; Formicidae
Gene: brat
Product: tripartite motif-containing protein brain tumor
Molecular function (GO): protein binding; zinc ion binding; mRNA 3'-UTR binding
Source: RefSeq, a predicted model, not a curated record
GCCGACGUGAAGUAAGAGGGGGAGCGCGAGAGAGAACGCGAGAGUGAAAGAAAGAGUGAGAGAAAGAGAGAGUGAGACAGAGAGAAAGAGAGGAGUGCGCGAGUGUGGCAUGUGCAUACGCGCAAAAGGGAGCGAAAGAGAAGGAUCAAAAUAAUACGAGAGAAAAGCGCAUCGGGAGAGGAGAAGAGAGGGAGAGAGAGAGAGAGAGAAAGAAAGAAAGAGAGAGAGCGGAGACUAUGUUACGAGUCGUCUUGGUCGUCGCAGUCAUCGUCGUCGUGCCGCUCGGUCUUGCCUGAACAAAGGAAGGUUCUUCUCCCUCGGCUCUCCGCGUCGAGGGUCGUUUCCGAUCGACGAACCGUCGGGAUCCUACCUCGGGUGUCUUCGGCGCGGCUCGUAUGCGUCGGCCGCGCACGAAGCGGUCAGUCACGUAGCAGCGGCCGAGACGUGAGGAACAAAGGACGGCGGCAGGAUCUGCGCGCGCGUGAAAGAGGGAGAGAACGGUGCGGGGUAACAAAACCGAGCGUUGUAUUGUACAUAUACGGCGGUCGUGCGCGUUACUCCCGACAUUGUUGACAUUUUAGGGGCCGGUGUAAACGCUCGUUCGAUCGAAAGUCUUCUGGAAAUCGAGAAAGAGAGGCAGAGAGAGAGAGAGAGAGAGACAGAGGGAGGAGAAAUUCUUCGAGAGCAGCGCGAGCCAAGUAACACCGGUGCUCCGAAAGACAGACGCGUCGUCGCGAACUCGACUUGUGCAUUGUGCGUUGUUUUUUUUGCUUUUUUUAUACUUUUCUAUCCCGACGAUAUCGCAGUGCGACGAUUCUGGAGUAAGGAGAGAGAGAGAGGAAGAAAGAAAGGAACGUAUAUACCUGCCUGUCGGAUAUCCUUCGAAAAGGGACAGGAUUUGUGAGUGAAAGGGAGAAGGACCGAUAUAUAUUCGAUCGAGAGUGCAGAAGAGUGAGAGUGGAAGAAGGAGAGAAACGAGAUCCCUCUCGGAUUUUUUGGCCUGCCUUGCCUGUCUGCCUGCCUGCCUGCCUGCCUGCCUGCCUGCCUGCCUGCGCGACGAACCGGCGACCUAACCUAACGACAACGACGGUUGAAAAGUGCGCGCGAGAAUCCGAGAGAAAGAGAGAAUCUCGUCAGUGCCGAGGGUCAAGGGAGAGAGAGGAAGAGAGAGAAAGAGAAAGAACGGGAAAGAACGGGAGGCGAAAGGACGAAAGUGAAAAGGUAAAAUUGGAACGUCCUCCGUUCUUCGCUCUGGCGUAGGUUUAAACGACGUCGCGCGCGUCGUGAGGUUUUUUUUUCUUGUGACAUGUGCCGCGGAGUGUACCGCGAUUGAAGGGAGACACAAACGGGAAGCUCAAACAUUUAUUCGGCAACGCACGGAUUAUCCUCGUGUUUACGGGAUGCCGGUUGACUGAAGAUGGCCUCGCCGACACCCUCAUUGGAAUCGCGCGCAAAUUCCCUCGGGUCCCCGGUCUCGCUGUCCCCAGUAACGGUGAGCGGCAGCUCGCCGCCUGCUAGCGAUUCGGCGAUCUGUGACGUCGACAGCUGCGACUUGUGCCUCGACGCGCCAAAGUCGGGCGAAGAUCCGUGCCCGCGCUGCCGACUGGGUAGCACCGGUGGCACCAGUCGCAUCCGUUGCACCGGUUGCAAAUCCACUGAAGCUGGCGCUGUAGCGCGUUGUUACGAUUGUGAUCAAUUUCUCUGUCCAAAUUGCGUGAUGGCACAUCAAUACAUGCUCUGUUUCGAAGGCCACCGAUUAUUGAACCUGGCCGACUCCAAGCUGGAGACCUCGGUAGCGGCGGCGGCGGCGGGGGGGGGCGGUGGUGGCAAGACUCUGGUUAUCAACGGCACCGGAAACAGCAACAACGGUGGCAACGCCGAGAAGGUACACUUCUGUUUGCGACAUAAGCAGGAGAUAAUCAAGUACUUCUGCCGAAGCUGUAAUGUGCCAAUUUGCAAAGAGUGCACGCUGACGGAGCAUACUGCGCCGCUACAUGACUGUGCCCACGUCACGGAAGUAGGCUCGCAACAACUGGAAGCAUUGUCGCGGAUCAUCCAGGAGUGUCGCUCGAAGGCGGCGGACGCGCGUGCGGCGGUCAAAGCAACGGACCAUAAUACCGCAAUACUACAGGUGCAGUAUCACAAAGCGCAAAAUGAGAUCAACGAUACCUUCCAGUUCUAUCGAUCGAUGCUGGACGAGCGCAAGCAGGAGCUGUUGAAGGAACUCGAUUCGGUGUUCUCGACCAAGCAAAUCUCCUUAAAUGUGCUCUCCCAACGAGCCAAUGAGAUGGCGGACAAAAUGAUGCAGACCUGCGACUUCGUUGAGCGUGUAACCAAAGUUACCACUAUCACAGAUUUCCUCAUGGUCAAGAAGAUCCUUGAGGCUAAGCUUCAGUCACUGCUCAGUUACACUCCAAAUACAGACAUUGCCAAUCAGACAGCGGACCUCGAAUUCGUCAGCAAUUAUCAAGCGAUACAAGUGGGAGUGAGGAAUACCUUCGGUUACGUUCGGAGUAAUAGUAACAGCGAAAAUAACGCGAUCGGCAAACAACCACCUAUCGCACGACCUACUGCUCUGUCGAGCAACGGCAUUGGUAGCAGUAGCAGCAGCAACAUUAGCAACGGACCCGGAAGCGGCGUUGGUUCUCUGGGCAGUCUUCUCUUAGAUCGGACUUACAGUAACGGCCUGAUCUCCUCCAGUAUGAACUGCGGCUCGUCAUCCUCACCUUCCUCGAUCGACACUGUCAGCAGCGUGAUCUCAAAACGUUUCAGUUCGGCCAAUAGUCUCGGCCCAUUCUCCACGACGAUCAGCGACGUAAACUUAAACGGCAUGAAUACCAAUCCAUAUGAGAAAUGGAGCAACGGCGGUAGUGACACUUACCCGGUCGUGACGACGAACGAUCAUUUCGCGAUGCCGUCGGUAGCUGUAGCGACGAACGCCGCACCAGGCGAUUCCGUCCUUGACUUGACUUCGAAACUGAUGUCCGCCACCGCGAUAUUCCCGCCCAAGUCACAAAUUAAACGACAGAAGAUGAUCUACCAUUGCAAGUUCGGUGAAUUUGGCGUGAUGGAGGGUCAGUUCACCGAGCCAUCGGGCGUCGCGGUAAACGCGCAGAACGAUAUCAUCGUUGCCGACACGAACAAUCAUCGCAUUCAGAUCUUCGAUAAGGAAGGCAGGUUCAAGUUUCAAUUUGGCGAGUGCGGUAAACGCGAUGGCCAAUUACUUUAUCCAAAUCGCGUCGCCGUUGUGAAGACAUCUGGUGACAUUAUUGUUACGGAACGUUCGCCGACCCAUCAGAUUCAAAUUUACAAUCAAUACGGUCAAUUUGUACGCAAGUUUGGCGCAAAUAUCCUCCAGCAUCCACGUGGCGUCACCGUCGACUCGAAAGGACGGAUCGUCGUCGUAGAAUGCAAAGUUAUGCGUGUCAUCAUCUUUGAUCAGACUGGCAACGUUCUACAAAAAUUUGGUUGCUCGAAACAUCUCGAAUUCCCGAACGGCGUGGUGGUGAAUGAUAAACAGGAGAUCUUCAUCAGCGACAAUCGCGCCCAUUGUGUCAAAGUUUUUAACUACGAGGGCUCUUACUUACGACAAAUUGGCGGUGAAGGUAUCACCAAUUAUCCGAUUGGCGUGGGCAUCAAUACGCAUGGCGAGAUACUGAUAGCGGACAAUCAUAACAAUUUCAAUCUGACUAUCUUCACGCAGGAUGGUCAGUUGGUCUCAGCUCUUGAGAGCAAGGUGAAGCACGCACAGUGUUUCGACGUGGCGCUAAUGGAUGACGGCUCGGUCGUACUGGCCAGUAAGGAUUACCGGCUGUACAUAUACCGCUAUGUACAGGUACCGCCGAUUGGCAUGUAGAGCAGUGACGCGUCACGACGACGACGAUGAUCGUCGUGCGCCAGUGUCAACGUUUUUCAUCGUGUCAUUGUCAUCGCCAUCAUCAUCGCCGCUCUUCGUCGUUGGACGGUCGCGUGGCCACCACGAUCUCAUCGAUCUUUUCUCUCACCUACCUUCGCUUGUCUUCUACGUCUGCUUCAUCGUCAACGCUCGUGCGCUCAACUCACCAUCUUCUUCGCCAUCAUCUAUUCAUCACCUUCUUCGCUCGCCCCAACGAGACCUUUCACGCCGACCACGAGAAAAAAGCGCACCAUUUAUUGCUUCAUAUAUGACUCUCAAGGAACCGACUCCCGAGCGAGUGUCGUUUACGCGGCAAGAAAAUGGGAGUCCCCUCGCCGGAACUUUCCCGAGGCGCUCCUCUUGUGGACUCUGCCGAACGACGGACAUCACCGACGGUAUGCGAGAAAGCACGCGCGCGCUUCCCUCGAUAUCCUCCUCGCGUUUCCGCGAGCUAUCCCUCUUUAUCCCGCGUGGACGAGCGGAAAGAAAGAGGAAAAACGCGCGACGCUUUGUAUGCAUAGCCCUUGCGAUGCUGGGCUGUUUAGGACCCGCGAGAGAGAGAGAGAGAGAGAGAGAGAGAGAGAGAGAGAGAGCAACCCUGCCCCGAAAAAUUCGCGCGCGCUCCUUUCUUCACGCGUACGCGCUAUGAAUACGCGUGCGCGUACGCGAUAACUUACUUGUUAAUGUUGUUAUAAUACUGAAAAUACUGUUGUUGUUGUUUAGUUGUAGAGCUCGCCGCCGCUAGUCACUUCCCCCCUCGCCUUCCACCCUCCGAUCCUCUUCCCUUCACGCCCAUUCCCUUCGUUACCAUUCUCCUACCUUCCCAUUCCCAUUUCCCACACUAACCACGGUCUUCUCUCUGAGACCUCGUCCGACGAUCACAUCAGGAAGUGCAUUUCCACUCGUCGCGACGACAUGGUCCACACUAACACAUGCAUCGAGUUGUUACGUGUGCCCGAAUCCACGCGCGUAUUAUCAUUUUUGUUACUCUCUUUGAUGGUGAUCGAUCGCGACCGUCGCGCUCGGGUCACUUCCGAUCAUCGCGCUUGAAAUGUCUCCCUCCAAAUGCCGUGCGAGGUUCGCGAGGAAUGUCCGUUCGUCGCGCGAACAUCCGUUUCGAUGUAUAUCUCGUGAGAGAUUCGUUUUGAGAUCUAUGAAAUCCAACGAUUUUCUGCAAACCGUUUUCAACAGGUUUGAUUUUGUCCCAUGGGACAUGAGACUGAUUGCCGCGAGUAAUUAUUGCUUUACUUCGAUAAGCUUCGAAUUAGCUCAUACAUCAUCAGCACAUCUUAUUCGCGGUUUUAA